CCCCUGCGCCGCGUCAUACUUGUAUCUAUUGGUUCCCGUGUUUGUGUGCCACGGCUGCGCCUGCAGAACUAAAAAGAGAAGCACUCAAAAAACUGCGAGCGAUCAUGGGCCUUCCAUCUUCGUCGGUGUAUGUACUUUAUCGCCGCUGCAAACUAAAUCUUUGUGACCACGCAAAACAGACCUCCCUUUCUGAAGGAGUUUUAGUGAUUUCCUGUUCUCAGUAUCAGAUUGAGUAACCCGCCGCCGCGUCUUCGCGUUUUUUCCAGUACUUAAAAGAUGUCGUCAAAACUUGUCGCAGGAUUUUCAACUUACAUCAGACCCGAUUCAAUGAUAUUUUUUCCGUGUACUUACUCUUAUAUAUUGUUGCUCCGUUUCACCAUCGGUUAAUUUCACAACCUAGACCCAUCUCUAUUUUAGGAGUUCGUUUCAAGAAAUAGUUUUUUUCCUUCCCGAAUUUAUCAGAAAUCAUGUCUGCUUCUUCCGGCAUCGAAUGGCCCGAGAGUUGUGGUGGCAAGACGACCGUGGUCGCAAAAGGUGUCUGGCAGAAGUGUGCUGAAGCCGGUGGCGACGCUGCUUUGGCGGAAGCAAUUAAAAACGAAAAAAACUGGCGUUUCGGUUACCCUCCACACAUUCAUUAUGGUUUGUUACUGUGGAAUAGAAUCACAGGUUGACGUCUGGUGAUUAUUGAUUAUAUUUAUAGGUUCCAUCGUCCACAGGGCCUCCCUCAUCCCUGGUACAUAUAUACGUUUAAACUUUGUGUUCUUGCUUACAGGUUGUCACUGAUCUGGACAUCGAUUUGAGCGUUGAGUUGUUUCGAUUACCUUUCAAUUCUUCUUAACCAAGAGUAGCAUACCUCUUUUUCAAAUUCCGCGCAUAGCCGAACUGCUGACUACAGACAAAGCGAGUGCGAUAUGUGCCGCAGGGUUGCGGGAACUGCGAGAGCAAUUGGCGUUCAGGUCAGAAGGCAAAGUUUGCUCUCUCGCGGAACUAGCAGAAAAAGAACCAUCGACAACAAGUUUAUGCUGUUCUGUUUUGUUGUCUGUUUUGAGGUCAACAUUUAGUGUCCAUCUCUCUCGGCAUCUCGGUACCCUUUUGUUCCCCUGUAUUCUUCUCAUGAAUAUUACAAGGUGUAAGGGACCCCAAGAAAAGGGACCCGGCCGAGAUGCAAUCGAGCCGCAGCCUCAUACUGUUUUUGGUAAUUGUAUUGUUGUGGAUGUAGAGAUGACCACGUGGUUGUCCCCCUUCCACAUUCAUAAGGUGGCUAUUUCACGACGACUGCUGUCAAUGGCAAGCUGAAGGAAGCGGCCGCGCCAGGAGUUCCUUAUGGCAGCAAUUUGUCGGGCGCGGCUCUGGAAAAACAGUUGGGAGAGUGGGCAAGCAAAGGUACUGCUGUUGAUUAAUGUCGAAGUUGGAGCUAACAUAAAUCGAAUUCUACAUAAAUCGAAAUCCACAUUAUAAAGCUCAAUCUCAGCAUCUACACAGCCACUUCAACAACAGCAGCUCCAGACCCACGGAACCGGAAGUAAGUAAUUAGUCUUCGCAGGAACAUGCCCCUUCUCAUCAUCCGAUGAUUACGUUUUGUACAAAAAAGAUACCAUCUUCCCAUGCUCGAAAUUGAACUCCUACUGCUACACUUCUAAGGAGUUCAUUCUUCCACAAAGAAAAUAGAAUCAUCUACUCCUGCUUCUGCAACUUCCACGUCCAAACAAAAGGCACGUGCGAAGGCGACGUUCCUGGUCGGAUAAUGGAAGGUAUGAAAAAAUCUGGGGAAAUUUCCGGCAAAUGGUUUGUCUUGCUUGGUGCCGGAUCGGAGAUGGGUCCGUUGCAACCGCUCUUGCAAAAUGGUGCGAACGUGUUGGCAGUAAGGACGCGGAGGCCGAAAGAGUGGGCAGAGAUUAUGCUAUUCGUUGUUGAUGAGGUCUCUUGGCAACUUCGUACAGAAGUUGUAAGUACUGCUGGGUCCUCACAUCAUCACCGAGCAGAUUGAGCAGUAGUUGUAGUUUCUAAUAUUUUGAAAAAAUUCACGGAGAACGAGACGUGCGGAAAGCUUUUUAUUCCAGUGGACAAGAGCGGAGCGGAAGGCGCUGAUAUAUUAAAAGAACCACUCGAAAUCCGAGAUUGGGUUUUAGCAGUUUUGAAAGUUAUGUUCUUUUUGGUUGGAGUCAUUCGUGUGUCGGUUCCUCAAGUGUGUAUGCUAACUUCGCUAUUGCGGGGAUGCUUAGGUGCUCUGGGGUUACUGGCGUAACCAAUGCUAAAGUGUUUAAUUGAAGUACCGGAGCUUCGCUACUUCUAACAACCAACACGCCGCAAACCUUCAAGACGUAACCGUAGGAAUGUACACUUAUUUGGACUCUGAAGCUCACGUCCGGGUCACCAUGGGCUGUGACAUCAUCAUGGAAGGAAUUCAGAAAGCGUUGAAGGGGGUGAAGGUCUUAGUUUUUUUUUGUUGGAAUGUCUGAGAUAAACUCUUUUGUUAUGGUCUGACAUCAAACCUCUACAUUCUAUCGUCGUCGCAACACUAGUUAGUACCACACUAAAAUGGUUCAAAAAUAUUUCAUAGGUCCGCCUCGCAUACCUCUGUACGAAUUCUAUGCCUUUGCCGAUUGGGAAGGAAGCCUACGAUUCGGUCGAAAAAAAUCGAAAUUUGGCAGGCUUAUGGGCCAGGGGCACCGGAUGUCCAUCUCCCGCACUCUCAGAUUGCGGUGACGGACUUUAUCUUUAUCUUACGGGAUGAAGGAUACUCUUUAAAAAUCUGAUUGUUCCUCGACUUUUUUUUUUGAAUUCGUUCAUAGUACUAAACAACUAGAAAUACUAAUUUCACUGUUCCUUUUUAAUCUGUGAUUGACUGAUUAUUUUUACACGAAGAUGUCUUCUUAGUUACCAGUUUUUCUGGUUUACUCGUUAUUCUUGCUCUAAAUUUUACAGUAUCGUGGUUACGCAGGGACCAAAUUACAUGCUUGCGAAAAUGGCGCAGUUGUGGCGAGCAAUGCUUUGUGGUAUCUUGAUACCUUUUUGAUGAAAUGAGAGAUCAUUAUCCACCUAUCACAGAUUACGCUUCUUCUCUUCUUCAUUCACGUAACUACAAAUGUCCACCUCCCACAGAUUAUGCCUCCCUAAACGUCGCACCCGCUUGUUACACGUUGAGCGUGACGCACUCAGCAACGAUGAAAUAUCUGCUGAACGCGAUGCAUUUGUUGCCACCCAACGAAAGCUUAUGGUGUGUUGUUUCAUGGUGAUCAGGUUCCUCAUGGUGACUACUACAUAAUUAUCAUGAUAACUACCUCGGGUCACAACGGAACCAGGCAGUUACUUGUAACUGCUACGUGGUUCAAAUGAAUGAAUGAAUACCUGAUAGAAAUUAGUUGAAAUACGUUUCUUCAUGUUCAUGGUGACUGUUGCUACGUGCCUACCACUACUGCUACCACUUUUUAUGCUCACUACACACCCGUCUUUAUCUUCCUCUAAGAUGCUUCGACCCCAAAGCGGCGAAGUGGCUUUUGUUUUACUUGCUCUGCUACGAUUGCUUGGCUGGUGGUGACGUGGUGCCGAAGAAACGACCUGUCGAAGUUGCCCUGACAGGGAGCUUCCAUGGAGGUGCAUUGCGAUGCGGAUACAACAUUGAAGCCAGCAAGGCACUUUCUGGUAUGUUGUACUUCUACGGACGCAUGUUUUCCGAAAGUGGACCGAAGAAGGCGGAAUAAAUUUUUUGAGGAAGUUUAUCGUGUGCGGUUCUAGUUGCAGCGGUUCUGUUUACGAAAAGAUCUUGCGAUACAACUGAGUGCUGAAGAUCAACGUGAACCUGCCGAAGAUCCGCAAGGACAGAACAACUUCUGCUAUGUGCAUGGGGGACAACCACAACAAGAGCAUUCUGAGGGGUGUAACAUUUUUCCAUGGGAGUAACAUGAGGAAGUACAACAUCGAGACGUCAAUCUUAGGGAGGAUUCAACACAUUGUGGUCUUCAAAGAAAACCAAGAGGCUUACGGGAGACCCAGAAAAAAGCACAGACAUCUACGCAGUGCACAUUUCCAUGGAUUUUGCUCUGUCAUCUUUUCCAUUUUUCUAGAAUGCCGGCUCUUUUGCCAAUUGGUGAUGAG
Amoebophrya sp. A25 is the source of this 4095-nucleotide messenger RNA. Lineage: Eukaryota; Dinophyceae; Syndiniales; Amoebophryaceae. The record is from the annotation of a GenBank genome assembly.